Plutella xylostella (diamondback moth) is the source of this 4436-nucleotide messenger RNA. The record is from RefSeq and is a predicted model, not a curated record. NCBI's taxonomy places the organism in Eukaryota, Metazoa, Arthropoda, Insecta, Lepidoptera, Plutellidae.
AAACUGACGAAGACGUUGAUUGGAGUAUCGAAUUAAACGUUUAUAGACGUGUAUUAAUGUAAUCCAGUCGUAAGUGAACUUUCACAAGGACAGGGGCACUGAUAACAUUUUAUACCUAAAUAUUUGUGACAAAGUGACGAAAAUUAUGGGAAUUGAAACACCACUGCUAGUGGUUCUGGCAGUGCUGUCUGCGCGCGCCGCCCCCGCCUGUCCCUCGACUCAACAGCACCUGCUGCUGCCGCAUGAGAGUGACUGCUCCAAGUUCUACAGGUGCGACCACGGCCGGCCCAGGCUGGAGAGCUGUCCCGGUGGACUGCACUUUGACCCUAACUUACAGGUCUGCAAUUGGCCGAACCAAGUCAACUGUGUCCUUCCGACUGCCACCACUACUACCAGCACAACCACCACGACACCCGCUCCCACUACCCAACCAACACCUCCCCCCGUAGAGUGGACUACGCACGAAGAAGUUCCGUACACGCCGCCAGAUGGCGUGCUACCUAAUGGUUGUCCUGUGAACAUUCACGAGCAUGCGUUGUUGACGCACGACCAUGACUGUAGCAAGUUCUAUCAGUGUAAUUUUGGCGACAAGGUUGAGAAGGACUGUCCUGCCGGCUUGAUCUUCGAUUUUCAGCUGCAGAUAUGCAACUGGCCGUGGGCGACCGAGUGUGUUGUGAACCCGGCUACGAACAAACCAACCCUUGAAACCAGUCCAGUAACUGAAGAAACCCAAACCAGUGAAGAAACUACAACACCAAGUGUCACCACUGAGGUUUACACUACUACAAACAAACCAACGCUUGAAACCAGUCCAGUAACUGAAGAAACCCAACCCAGUGAAGAAACGACAACACCAAGUGUCACCACUGAGGACACUACUACAAACAAACCAACCCUUGGAACCAGUCCAGUAACUGAAGAAACCCAACCCAGUGAAGAAACGACAAAACCAAGCAUUACCACCGAGAUUUACACUACUACAAACGAACCAACUAUUGAAACCAGUCCAGUUACUGAAGAAACCAAACCUAUAGAUGAAACUACCAAACCAAGUGUUACCACCGAGGUUUACACUACUACAAACGAACCAACUGUUGAAACCAGUUCAGUAACAGAAGGAACCAAACCUAUAGAAGAAACUACCACACCAAGUGUCACCACGGAGGUUUACACAACUGAAGCUCCUAUAGAAGUUACGACUGAACCUACUACUACUAUAUCUUCCAUCACGGAAGACGUAGCCAGCACUACUAAGGAACCAGAAUCUACUGAUAGUGUUCAAAGCACCACACUAGCGGUGACAGAUAUCGUAACCGAAACUGAGGCUACUGAAACCACUACAGAAGAUAUUAAAACCACCGAAUUCAGUACAGUGGCCACUGAAAUAGUUGCAUCGACGACAGAAGAACCGAGCACUAAUGAAGUAACACCGUCUGUAAACUCAACAGAAGCAGGAGUCGAAACCACAAGUUACACACCUGUUCCAGAAGGAACAACACAAUCAAUUUCUACAACUGAAACGGUUGAAAAUUCAACUGAAGUGGUUAGCACGACUGAACAUUUUACGGGAACGACCGAAAAUAUAAAGACAACUGAGGGUCUAGUUGAUGUAACUACAAGUUCUCUUACUACUGAAGUUAUUUCUACAACUGACAGUAGUGUGACUGAACAACCUACAACUGUUGAACUGACCACUGCAUCAAUUGAAACGGAUCCUACGACUAUAUUGACGACAGUUUCCUCUGUAGAACCUACGACGGAAAAUCUGACUACAAUCGAAUUUCCUACUGAAGCAACAACAACAACGGAUGAAAUAACAACUACUGAGAGUUCCUUCUCUUCAUCAACCACAAACGCAUGGACGACCACAGAAACAAAUAACUCAACUCAAGAAAACUACCCUACAACUGAUGAAAGUCUACCUGUUAAUGUUACAGAGAGUACAACAGACGUAUCCACUACAACCGUGAGUGUUCCUACUACUGGAAACCUUGAAACUACAACAGAAAACGAAUUCACAACUGUAGAAACAAAUGAUACCUCCACUACAAUUGCGGAUUUAACAACAACUAUUAAACCAGAUAUUGAAGUUACUACCCAAGUACCGACGACGGAAGCUUUAGUAAAUGGUACAACUACUGACGAAGAAUUGACUACAUUAGAAACAUUGACUACUACAGAAGCUUACCCUACUACGAUCGUUAAUCUUCCAUCAACAGUUCAACCAGAUGUUGAGACUACUUCACACGCACAAACAACGACUGCUGAAGUUGACUUGACAACCACAAAUUCAAACACAACAGAAUAUCCUACUACUUACGCAACUAUUCAAACUACGGACGGUUCUUGGACAGCAGUACCUACUUACACUACUAUUCAAGAUACUACAACUCAAGGGAUAACCACGACUUCUGAACCAAGCAGUACAUCGUCAGUGCCAAAUGUUACCACUGAAGAAGAUAGUAGUGAAGACUCUUGGACAGAAGUUGAUUGGACAACAGAACCUGGUUGGACGACAGAUAAUGAUUCUGCAGACGGUGGUAAUUCAUCUGCUGCUCCAGUGAGUACUCCUUCAGCACCAAUCUGGACCUCAGAAGAAGAUUCUUCCGAGGAUAGCUGGACAGAAGUUGAUUGGACCACCGACCCCGUUUGGACUACAGCCAAUGGUUCUGCAACUGUUGCAGUAAGCAGCACACCUUCUGUUUCUAUUUGGACUUCUGAAGAAGACACAACUGACGAUUCUUGGACUGAGGUCGACUGGACUGUGUCUGGAGAGAGUAAUGGUUGGACAGAAGAUGGAGAUGUAACAGACGAAUAUAACAUUUCGUCUACAACUGAGAAACUUACCACCACUGAAGCAACAUUAAGUACAUUACCAGUUACAACAGAAAACACUGAAAAUACAGAAACGACAUCAGAUGGCCAAUGGACCACGACUGAUGCUGUUGAUGUUACAACUGUAAAAAUUACAACAGUCGGUAUUCCUGAUGUUACUGAGGUUACAGCUGAUCAAACGGAAACAAGCGAUAUCACAACCACAGCUUCUGACGCGACUACAGAAGCUAUACAAAUGACUACAGCAGCUGUUGAACUGACUACAGAAGAAACAGAACUGACUACAGCAUCUCCGUCAGAAUGGUGUGCUUCUGGAAACUUCGGGAGCGUCCCACAUCCAGAGCUAUGUGAUUCGUUCUACGUGUGUUCUGGAGGGUCGGCUGUGCAGCUGUACUGUAAUACGGGAUUCGAAUACAAUCAGGAUGUUAGUGCAUGCGUUCCAAUCGCUGAAGGCGGAUGCACUUGGUCUCAAACGAAACCACCAGUUGAGACGACUACAAAUAUCAACACUGAUGCUACAGCAUCUACACCCGUGGAUGUUGAAACAAUAGUCACAACAACAUCUGAACCAGCUUUAGAAACAUCAUCAACUACAGACGCUGAAAUUGUUGGAUCCACAGUAUUACCCACAACAACUACAGAAUCGUCACAGGAAAUAACAGAAUUACCAUCGACAACAAUUGAUUCUACAUCAUUACCAUCAUCGACUCCAGAAACAACACUCACAACUACCGACUUACCAUUAACUACGCCAGAAUUACUAUCAACCACACCAGAAAUUAUAUCAACUACACCAGAAAUUAUAUCAACUACCCCAGAAAUAAUAUCAACUACACCGGAAAUAAUAUCAACCACACCAGAAUUACUAUCCACAACGCUAGAAAUUAUAUCAACCACACCAGAAAUGAUAUCAACCACACCAGAAUUACUAUACACAACGCCAGAAAUUAUAUCAACUACACCAGAAAUUAUAUCAACCACACCAGAACUUAUAUCAACCACCCCAGAAUUACUAUCAACCACACCAGAAAUUAUAUCAACCACGCCAGAAAUUAUAUCAACCACACCAGAAAUUAUAUCAACCACGCCAGAAAUUAUAUCAACCACACCAGAAAUAAUAUCAACCACACCAGAGUCAAUACAAACCACGCCAGAACCAGUACAACCGACGGCCCCACAACCGACGGUGCCAGAGCCGAUAUGCCCUCCAGGGUUCUUCGGCAAUCGGCCUCACCCGACGCUCUGCAGUUCAUACUACCUGUGCUCUGGAGGCAUCGACAUUCAACUGUUCUGCCCCACUGGGUCAGAGUUCAACCCCGAUGCUGGUAGGUGUACAACAAUAACUGAAGGCGGCUGUACCAGUUUACAAAACAAUUGAAGAAUACCUAUAUUGAGAGCAAAAAUCAGCCAACCAAAAGACCCUGGCUUUGUGAACUUUAUGAGUAAAACAGACUCUAUUGCGUUGCAUAAGAGUUAGCGAUGCCAUGACAGAUUUGAAAUAUUUAUUUUGUUUUCCCAGUUAUAUUUUGUUUAUCCACUAUUUAUUUGCCAAAGAAAUAUGAAACGAUUGUUAGUUUUAAGGGUACCUGCCUACAUCAAUG